Molecule: messenger RNA, 1837 nt
Organism: Drosophila kikkawai
Lineage: Eukaryota; Metazoa; Arthropoda; Insecta; Diptera; Drosophilidae
Product: Acyl-CoA synthetase X3
Biological process (GO): long-chain fatty acid metabolic process; fatty-acyl-CoA biosynthetic process
Molecular function (GO): long-chain fatty acid-CoA ligase activity
Source: RefSeq, a predicted model, not a curated record
AGUUAAGUUUAAAGCUUCACGGAAUGCCAUACCGACCAGCCAACUUCUACGAUGCUGAUCUCAAGAUCUGGAGAGGGGAUCGGGUAAAACAUUACUUCGACCCACAUCUGUCCAUAGGAGAGAUCAUCUUUCAGGAGAUGCGGCGUCACCCCCAGCUCAUUGCCCAGAUCUCGGCUACUGAGAACACGAUACUGACCAGGGAUGAGCUCCAUGCCAACUCCAUGAAAGUUGCCAGCUAUAUGCGAUCCCUGGGUCUCCUUCAGUCCGACGUGGUGGGCCUUAUAGGCAGGAACACCACCCACAUGUCCGCCGUGGCAUACGCCUGUUUCUUCAACGGAAUCGCCUUUCACUCGCUGAACAUCUCCUACGAGCGAAGCACCAUAGAGAAGCUCUUCGACAUAACCAAGCCACGUCUCAUUUUCUGUGAUGGAGAUGAGUUCGAAAAGGUGCGCGCCGCCACCGCAUCCCUGGAUGUCAAAAUUAUCACCAUGCGCAAUCACCCAACGGACUCCAUCAGUAUUGAUGAAGUUCUAGCCACUCCCAUCGAGGAAAACUUCCAGCCGGCUCGUCUGGUACAAGGCAACGAUCAGACGCUGGCCAUUCUUUGCUCUUCGGGCACAACUGGAAUCCCAAAGGCUGUGACCAUCACCAAUAGCCGCCAGAUCCUGGCUGCCAGCUACUGUCUUACCACCAGCGACGUCCAGUACACCCACAGCACUCUUGACUGGAUCACCGGACUACUGACCACCAUUACUUCCGGGGUGUUCAGCACAAAGCGGAUAGUGGCAGACAAUGUAUUUGAUCCCGCGUUCUUCAUGCGACUCGUCGAGGAGUAUAAGAUCACGUGGAUAAUUCAAGCGCCAUCACACAUGGCCAUGAUGACAAACUCACUGGCAUUCCAGACAGCGGAUCUGUCCAGCCUCCGAUAUUACCUCUUCGGAGGAUCUCGGGCCUCGUUGGAGACCCAGCACCGCAUCAGGAGUCGCCUUAGUCGGGACUGCCUGCACUUCGCCUACGGAUUCACGGAGCUGGGCGCCAUGGCCUCCAUCAACCUUCACUUCGACGAGAAACCCAACUCAGUGGGUCGCCUGGUGAGUGGCGUCAAGCUGAAGAUAAUCUGUGAGCAGGGCGAGUCCCUUGGCCCCGAUGAGGUGGGCGAGGUGUGCAUUCACAAUGGCCAGCACUGGGCGGGAUACUACGGCAAUCCGGAGGAGACCCACAAGAUGCGAGACCCCCAGAUGUGGUUCCACAGCGGCGACCUUGGCUACGUGGACGACGACGGGUUCCUGUACAUCGUGGAGCGCAAGAAGGACAUGCUGAAGUACCAGAACAUCAUGUACUAUCCCAACGAUAUCGAGCGCGUUAUCUCAGAGAUGCCGGAGGUGGCCGAGGUCUGUGUCUUCGGGGUGUGGGAUCAGAUCAAUGGGGACGAGGCUGCUGCCGCCGUUGUGAAGAAGCAGGGUAGUGAUCUCAAGGUCCAGGACAUUGUGGACUACGUGGCCGAACACAUUGAGGCCAAGUACAAGCAGUUGAACGGCGGAGCCAUCAUUGUGGAGGACCUCGUGCGCUCGCCCAAUGGAAAAACGAAUCGCAUGGCCACCAAGGCGUUUUUCCUGGAAACCAAGAUCUCAAACUAGAGCGGAGGUUGAGACCGAAAGUUCAAAAAAUUGAAUUUUUUGUAAUAAAGAAGUAUUAAAAUUUUUAACGCAGCUAGAGAGCCAGCUAAGGAAUAUUGGAUAAAUAUCACGAUACUUCAUAAAUACAUAAUUUUAAGCAAUUUCUUCUUCACAGAAAUUAAGAAAUCCAUUUAUAAAAUAAAUUAUAUAUUCCCAAAUUA